Molecule: messenger RNA, 5831 nt
Organism: Thalassophryne amazonica
Lineage: Eukaryota; Metazoa; Chordata; Actinopteri; Batrachoidiformes; Batrachoididae
Product: cadherin-23-like
Exons: 29
Coding region: 115-4716 (1533 amino acids)
Biological process (GO): homophilic cell-cell adhesion
Cellular component (GO): plasma membrane
Molecular function (GO): calcium ion binding
Source: RefSeq, a predicted model, not a curated record
ACAGAGGGCCAGCCGGGGCCUCGGGUCUGGACGGUCAGAGCCAGUGAUGAAGAUUCAGGUCUCAACGGCAAAGUGGAAUACAGCAUCACUGCUGGAGAUCCCCAGAAUGAGUUCAUGGUUUCCCCUGUGGAGGGUGAGCUGCGGGUGAGAAAGGACGUAGAGCUGGACAGGGAGACCACAGCUUUCUAUAACAUCACUAUCACAGCCCAGGACCUGGGAACUCCGCCUCGCAGCAGCUCGGUGGUGGUGGGGAUCCUUGUCCUAGACGUCAACGACAAUGACCCAGUCCUCUUGAAUCUGCCCCACAACACCAGCGUGAGUGAGGGUGCCUCUAUACACACCUCUGUGGCUAGAGUACGAGCACAAGACGCUGACAGCGGACGCAACGCACUGCUCACCUUUAACAUCACUGCUGGCAACCACGAUGGAGCCUUCUACAUCAAUGACACUACAGGUGUGGUGCAGGUGAACAGACCUCUGGACAGAGAGCGAGUGGCCGAAUAUAAACUCACCAUCAUGGUCAAAGACAAUCCAGAGAACCCUCGCAUUGCUCGCAGGGACUCAGACCUCUUGCUGGUCACCAUUCUGGAUGAGAAUGACAACAGGCCAAUAUUCACCAGGACCAGUUACAGGGCUGAGAUCACAGAGAACUCUGCAGCAGGCAGUACUGUAACAGUGCUGAAUGGGCCGGUCCUGGCUGUGGAUGACGACACUGGACCCAAUGCUGUAGUCAAGUAUCGCCUGCUGGGAACCAGACUGGAUCUCUUUACUGUAGACGCCACUACUGGUGUGAUACAUGUGAAACAGGGUGCGCAAUUGGACCGUGAAGCCUUUCAGGAGCCUCGGGUGGAGCUUUUUCUGGUUGGGGAGGACAUAGGAGGUUUAAACAGCAGUGUUCCCCUCACUGUCAGCAUUCUGGACCAGAACGAUAAUCCUCCUGUUUUCAGCCCAUCCAGUUUCAGCGUACGCCUCCCUGAGAACAGCCCCACUGGUGUGGUGGUGACACAGCUGUCAGCUACUGACGCUGACUCUGGCUCUAAUGGGUGGCUGGUCUAUCGACUAGAAAGCGGCGCCCAAGACCGCUUUGUGGUUGACUCCCUCUCCGGUGCUGUACUUGUGGGCAACACCACGCUUGACCGAGAAGAACGUGGGUCCUACCGCUUGGUUGUCAUGGCAACCGAUCGCGGCACCCCUCCUUUGUCCGGCACAGCCACACUGACCAUUAUACUGGAUGAUGUGAAUGACUCCCGGCCCCGGUUCAUUGAUCAAGUGACCACGAUAAACGUCAAUGAGUCCACACCGCCUGGCAUGGUGGUGGCCACGAUAACGGCUGAAGACCCCGACCUCCAUCCCAGACUGGAAUAUUAUAUCAUCUCUGUGGAAGCAAAGGAUGAUGGAAACAACCCAGUUGAUGGUCUGCAGGAGUCCUUUGGCAUUGAUUUCCACACGGGAGCAGUGUUUGUCCGCAACCCACUGAACAGGGAGCUGGUGGCAACCUUUGAGAUUAUAGUGUCUGUCCAUGACAAUGCUAGUGACGUUAUUGAUAAGUCCGUCAGUGUUCCAAAUGCAAAAUUAACUAUUAACGUGUUGGAUGUCAAUGACAACGCUCCUCGCUUCCGGCCCUUUGGCGUGACCAAUUUCACUGAGAAGAUUCUAGAGGGUGCUCAGCCGGGGACGACGUUGCUGUCAGUAUCAGCUGUUGACCCUGAUAAAGGCCCCAAUGGUCUGGUUAACUACCAGCUGCUCCACCUGCCCCGAGGAGGAUACGUCCGCCUGGACGACCCGUUCACUGGUAAGAUUAUAGCCAAUCGCACAGUGGAUUUUGAGCAAGUACAAUGGCUGAACUUCACAAUCCAGGCCCAGGACCAUGGCAGUCCUCCCAGGAUCGCAGAGCUGCCAGUUUAUCUGCAAAUUGUGGAUGUUAAUGACAACAAUCCCGUCUUUGUUCAGCCGUCGUAUCAGAAGCCGGUGUUUGAGAAUGUGGAUCUGGGCACAAACAUAGUUCGUGUCAGUGCCACAGACGCUGAUUCUGGCCUCUUUGCUGCUGUUGAGUACAGCCUGGUAGACGGGGAGGGCAAGUUUGGCAUCAGUCCAUCCACAGGAGACAUCUACAUCCUCUCUCCUCUGGACAGAGAGACAAAGGACCACUACACCCUGACCGCCGUUGCCCGUGACAACCCUGGAGGCAGCCCCAAUAACAGACGAGAGAACUCAGUCCAGGUUCUGGUAACAGUCCUUGAUGUCAACGAUUUUCGGCCACGCUUCUUGGAGCGAGUGAUCAACACCAGCGUGUUUGAGAACGAGCCCAGCGGGACGUCUGUAAUCACAGUGACAGCGACUGACCUCGAUGAAGGAGAGAACAGUCUGCUGACCUACAGCCUGCAGGGCCCCGGAGCCGAUGCCUUCUCCCUGGAUCCAGACACAGGCUUGGUGCGUUCUCGUCGUCUGCUUCAGUCUUUGGAGCGGUUCAACUUAACUGUCGUGGCGACAGAUCAUGGCCGUCCUCCUCUGUGGGGCACCGCCUCCCUGCACAUCGCAGUCAUAGACGUCAAUGACAACAGGCCCGUGUUUGUCCGGCCCACCAACGGAACCAUCAUGCACAUCUUAGAGGAGCAGCCUCCAGGCCUGUUGGUGUACGAGGUGUUUGCGACAGACAGUGAUGAGGGCGUAAACGGAAAGGUCAGAUACGGCUUCCUGCAGACAGGAGCAGGUAACAGAGACUGGGAGAACUUCCACAUCGAUGCCUUGACUGGAGUCAUCACAACCACCGUGAAGCUGGACCGAGAGAAGCAGGCCCUGCACAGCCUGAUCAUUGUGGCUCGCGACAUGGGUCAGCCGGUGCCUUACGAGACCACACAGCCUCUGCAGGUGGCGCUGUUGGACAUAGAUGACAAUGAGCCAGUCUUCCUCAAACCGCCGCGUGGCGGCCUGCUGUACCAGCGGCUGACCGUACCGGAGCACUCGCCUCCAGGCACUGUGGUGGGGAAUGUGACCGGAGCAGUGGACGCCGAUGAAGGCACCAAUGCAGUCGUCUAUUAUUUUAUUGCUGGGGGAAACACUGAUGGAAACUUUGCAAUGAUCCCAGAGGGAGAGCUGAAGGUCAACAAGGAGCUGGACCGGGAGGAGAUCCCGGUCUACUCCAUCAUCGUUAAAGCUUCCAGCAACAGGAACUGGACUCCUCCCAGGGGUCAGAGGGCAGCACGGAGCAGAGCUCUGGACCCUGCACUUGACCCCAGUCUGCAGGAGGUUCGCAUUGAGCUGGAAGACAUUAAUGAUCAGAAGCCACGUUUCACUAAAGAGGAAUACACAGCAGGGGUUGCAGCAAACGCCAAAGUGGGCUCAGACCUAAUCAAAGUGAUGGCAAUCGAUAACGACAUUGGCAAUAAUAGUGUGGUCGAAUAUCACAUCUUUUCAAUCCGCUACAUCAAGCUACAGGCCAACGACACCGAGGACGUCGGCAGCAUCUUCACUAUCGGUCAGACAGAUGGGAUCAUCCGAACCUAUGACCUCUUCACGGCCUAUGAUCCGGGCUAUUUUCAGCUAGAAAUUUUGGCAUGUGACACUGCUGGCCAGAGCGACUCUGCCAAGGUGGGCAUCUAUAUCCUCCGAGAUGACCAGAGGGUGAAGAUAGUCAUCAACGAGAUCCCUGAGAAGGUCCGGCUAUUCCAGGAGAACUUCAUUAACCUGCUGUCCAACAUCACAGGAGCUGUUGUUAACACUGAUGACUUACAGUUCCACGUGGACAAGAAGGGCCGAGUGAAUUAUGCACAGACAGACAUGUUGAUCCAUGUUGUCAACAAGCAGACCAACCGCAUCCUUGAUGUUGACAGGGUGAUCCAGAUGAUUGAUGAGAACAAGGAGCAGUUGAGGAACCUGUUCCGGGAGUAUAACAUCCUGGAUGUUCAGCCUGCUAUUGGGGACAAACUGCCUGAUGACCUCUCCACACUUCAGCUGGUCAUCAUCAUCCUGGCCGUGCUGCUGUGCCUGGCUGGUAUCUUGUUCGUCACAAUGAACUGGCAUUACCGCAGAGUACAUCAGAGGAAGCUGAAAGCCAUCGUUGCAGGUUCCACAGGGAACCAGGGUCUCAUGGACAUCCUGGACAUGCCCAACACUAACAAGUACUCAUUCGAGGGGGCUAAUCCAGUGUGGUUGGACCCAUUCUGUAGAAACCUGGAGCUGGCUGCCCAAGCGGACCAUGAAGAUGACCUGCCUGAGAACCUGAGCGAGAUCACAGACCUGUGGAACAGCCCCGCACGCACGCAUGGAACAUUUGGUCGAGAGCCUCAAGCAAAGCCUGACGAUGACCGUUACCUAAGAGCGGCCAUUCAGGAGUACGACAACAUCGCUAAGCUGGGUCACAUCAUGAGGGAAGGGCCCAUCAAGCUGAUCCAGAGCGAUCUGGAUGAAGAUGAGGACGAGCGCCUGGGCAUGGGCGGCGGUCGCGGCACUCUGCGCCUCAAACACAAGCUUCCUGUGGAGCUGGAGGGUCCCGAGGGCGUGCACGUGGUCCACGGCAGCACGGGUACCCUUCUGACCUCUGACCUCAACAGCCUGCCAGAAGAUGACCAGCGCGCUCUGGCACGCUCUCUGAACGCCGACGGCGGGCUUUAUUCCGAGCGAAACGCCUGCACGGAGUCAGCUAAGUCCACCCCGAUGCACCGCAUGAAGGACGGUGACGCGCUGUCGCAGAGUCCCCUGGAAAUCACUGAGUUAUGACUAGCCGAGGCCUCGCUGGUCUGAGACAAACCGUGACUGGUGUCUGUCCUUGUGCGCCUGGUGGAGGCGUGUGUGUAGUCUGGGGCCUCAUCAGCCAACCUCCAUGCAUCACCGAUCAGCCAGCGUGGACUCAUGACCGCGGCAUCGGGCGAGCAGAUCUGAAGACUUCUUCAAGGACGCUUUUGGUCAGGCAACCUUUUAAAGGCAGAGCGUCGCUAUCGGAGCGCUGCAGCUGUGGAGUGGACGAGAAACAAUGAGCUUCCAUUCUUAAAAAGAGUCCUCAACCUUUUCAUGCCUGGACUGCAGACACACAAACACACACACGCGCAAGGAAAAAACAACAACAAAACUACAUACAAACUCAGACCAGCGGAUGGCCGUCAGUGGAACACAAGAAAAAAACAAAGGAAAAAAAAAAACAGUUUUUACAGACCGAUCAGAAGAAAUCACACCGAGCUGAAACCUCACGCAAAAUAAACCCGUCUUUGUGGACGUGAGGUUCUUGUUGGGUCCGCGGAAAACAUCCGGACCCAGACGUCUGUGUCUGUGACGCAGUGAGACGCCUCCAGUGGUUUAUGAAGACGCAGACAGAGGGACGGGUGUCGUCUGAAGCAGGUUCCACAGGAGGCUGCAAAUAAAUAAAUAAAUAAAUAAAAACAAAUCUUUGAUGAAAGCUUUCAUAUUAAAAACACUAAAAAUCUGACUGAUGACAAACAAUAGAAAGAGAAUAAUUAAAUUUGUAAAGACAUCACGAUGGCGAUGUGACCCGACUUUACACUGCCACCUGUGAAAGGAAACGUGCACGAUCAAGACGGCAAUGUUUGCUUUAUUUUUUUUUACCAAAAAAAAAAAAAAAAAAUGGAAUUAACAGAUAUUUUUGAAGAAAAAUGAAAUGCUGUCUGACUGAAACAGGCAGGAAAUAAUUUUGAAUGUUUGGCGUUUGUGUUUCUUGUGCUCACAGUGAUGUGUGUUUUUGCGUUCAGAUGAGUGCUGUGUUUCUAAAGUUCUUUUUUAUAUUCCCCAUUUUGUACAUUUUUAUUUGUCAUCGUCACCGGGCCUGAGAUCUGUGUCGGCUGAUCUGUGCUAAUAAAAUGAGAAUAUGCAACGACCUCUGA